Prunus persica (peach) is the source of this 2740-nucleotide messenger RNA. RefSeq names its product pentatricopeptide repeat-containing protein At5g47360. The record is from RefSeq and is a predicted model, not a curated record. Gene Ontology annotation, molecular function: protein binding. NCBI's taxonomy places the organism in Eukaryota, Viridiplantae, Streptophyta, Magnoliopsida, Rosales, Rosaceae. The coding region runs from base 211 to 1641 and encodes 476 amino acids. The transcript has 4 exons.
UCUCCCCACUCUGCACCGAGUUCGAAUCCCUCCCGUCAUUUAGAUGUUUGUGGCGCUCACAACGCUCAAAAUUUCGUCCCUCAUCCUCCGCUUCGCACCCCUAAAGCAGCCGCGCAUCAGCAGCCCUGUUUGCGUGACGAGGAGUCCACGGCCCCUUGCAGCAUUUAGGGUUUAAUCAUAUUUGGAUCAAACCUUUGAAAUUUCCUUAAAAUGAUGACCCUUUCUUCAAUCUCUCGGUUCAUGUCCUCCUCAGUUGGCCUCAAAAGUCACAAAUUCUCAAUCUUGCGGUUCUCUUCUGCCUCAGAUGGGGAGAUAGUCUACAAUCGGCUGCAGGAAAAUGGUGGCAACAUUGAGCAAACCCUUUCAUCAAUCAAUGUCCAUUUGGACUCCAAAUGUGUAAGUCAGGUCUUAAAGAGAUGCUAUCCUAGCCAAUCCCAAAUGGGUCUUAGGUUUUUCAUAUGGGCUGGUCUUCACUCCAGUUAUAGGCAUAGCUAUUUUAUGUACAGCCAAGCUUGUGAACUGUGUGAGAUUAAGCUAAACCCAAGUGUGAUUUUUGAUGUUUUGGAAGCUUAUAGAAUUGAAGGGCGCGUUGUUAGUCUUAAGGCAUUUAAGGUUGUCUUUAAUUUAUGUAAAGAAGCUAAGCUUGCCGAUGAAGCUUUGAGGGUAUUAAGGAAAAUACCGGAUUUUGGUUUGCGUCCAGAUACUACUGUGUAUAAUGUUGUUAUAAGGUUGUUUUGCGAUAAAGGUAAUAUGAAUGUGGCUGAAAGAUUGGUGAAAGAGAUGGGCUUGGUGGAUCUUUUGCCUGAUUUGAUCACAUACGUGGUAAUGAUUAAUGGGUUUUGUAAGGUGGGUCGGUUAGAUGAUGCUUGUGGGUUGUUUAAGGUUAUGAAGGGACAUGGUUGUUUGCCUAAUGCUGUGGUGUACUCGGCACUUCUUGAUGGGUUUUGUAGGUCUGAGAAUAUGGAGAGAGCUUUGGAGUUAUUGACAGAGAUGGAGAAGGAAGGUGGGGAUUGUAGCCCUAAUGUAGUAACAUAUACGUCUGUGAUUCAAAAGCUUUGUGACAAAGGUCGGUCGAAGGAGGCGUUGGUUAUUUUGGACCGAAUGGAAGCUUGUGGAUGUGCCCCAAGUCGCGUAACGGUUAGUAUUCUAAUUAAGAGUUUUUGCGUGGAGGAUCAAGUUGAAGAGGCUUAUAAACUGAUUGAUAGAGUUGUUGUGGGACGUAGUGUUACAUAUAGUGAUUGCUAUAGCUCUCUUGUUGUGUCUUUGGCAAGAGGUAGAAAACCUGAAGAGGCAGAGAAGGUCUUGAGGAUGAUGCUUGAUAGUGGGUUGAAACCAAAUAGUUUGGCGUGUAGCAUUAUGUUAAAAAAGGUUUGUUUGGAAGGACGGGUGAUAGAUGGAUUUUGCUUGUUUGAUGAACUUGAGAAGAUGGAAUGCUUGUCUUCCAUUGACUCUGAUACUUACUCAAUUCUUUUAGUGGGCCUUUGUGAGCAAAGGCAUUUAUUGGAGGCUGCAAAGCUGGCAAGGCUAAUGCUAAACAAAGGAAUUAAGCUGAAAGCUCCUUAUGUUGACAGUAUAGCUGAGAUCCUGAAGAAAUCCGGAGAUGAGGAGUUAGUUAAGCAUGUGAGUAGAAUUGCAUUUUGAAGUUGAACAAAAGAAAAUGCUCACCUGUUUUUAUGGCUUUUCUUUUCUUAUCUGGAAUUGGGUUCUUCUACUAAGCUCAAAGUCUCAAACCAAGUAGAAAACAAUCAUUGAGUUAAGUUGGUAGGUGUGGAAGAAGGGAAUUCAUGCCCUGGAAAUACAAUUUUGGUAGCAGAAGCAUUGUUGGUUCGGAUGCAAAACGGGUUUAUUGGCGCAGGGGCUCAUGUGCUGUUUUACCCAACUCUGCUUUACAAUGUCAUUGGGAAUAAGCUUUAGGCUGAGUUUCUGUGGUGGGACAAGGUCGAUGAGUGCCACGGAAGUAACCAUCUGGUGAUUCCUACAAGAGAUUACUGCUUUGCACCAUCACUGAGUGAUACAUGUUGUGCUGUAGACUUCAUUCAUGAUGACACCUGAUUCUGCCUAUGAAUGAAUAUCUGAAGUCAAUUUGUCCAAGGUUGCUUUUAGCCUCUUCUCAGUGACAGGAGAACACUGAAGAUUUACGGAAGGCAACUGAACCAGAGGCUGAGGUUGUACAUGAACCAGCUGUGGGAGAAAAGACAAAUGCUGGUGAGACUGAAAAUGAAGAUAUAACAAAGAUAAGAAAAAGGAAAAUGUAGAUCCAAGUACGGAAGGUACCUCUUUGAGCACCCAAACAGUGCGAGUGCCAAUUACGUUCUGACUCACAAUGCUGAACAUGAAUCUUGCGUAAGAAGGGAUACUCCCCAGAAACCCUGGACCAAGGAUCAAACCUGCCUGCAUGCAAUUUACGUAUAUAGUAUAGAUACGUUAACAUCCAGCAUUUGAGAGAGACGGGAAUUCCAAAACACCUGAGAAUGUGAUGAAGGAUUUGGGUGGUGAAGAAAGCCAAACCCAUUUGCCUUUCGAGGACUGGAAAUGUAGAACUUCCGUCUCCACCGGACACAGCACCACCAUCAGUCCAAGUACCGACAGAGUGAACUCUGGGAGGGAUUUCCAUGCAAACAAGGGUUAUAUUAUCCUCUGUUACGUUUAACCACAAUACUUGUGAAAGAUUCUUCAUGAUUUCAACUCUCUCUCCAUUUCUUAUAUAUUAUAUCGUACAGAUAUGUGAUAAUUUAUAUUC